Messenger RNA from Suillus clintonianus, 7956 nucleotides. RefSeq lists its product as uncharacterized. NCBI's taxonomy places the organism in Eukaryota, Fungi, Basidiomycota, Agaricomycetes, Boletales, Suillaceae. Bases 105 to 7841 code for a protein of 2578 amino acids. The record is from RefSeq and is a predicted model, not a curated record. The transcript is spliced from 14 exons. Gene Ontology annotation, cellular component: small-subunit processome; 90S preribosome; nucleolus.
AACGCAAGCCAGCCAAAGCAGCUACACCUCAUGACCACCGUCUGUCCUCGUAACUGGUAGUGCCAUUUUUUUUGCUAGUUCUCCUUUGCGAUAUUCUGCGAGCCAUGGAUUCGGACUCAGAUUCGGGCGAGGGAACUAGUGCAGUUCCUCGUGUCAACCGAUUCAAGCACCAAUCAUACAAGAAAAGUUUAAAGGAGGUCCAUCUGCCAUCUGCUCUUGACCUUACCAAGUUCGAUCAUGACAUCUCAGACAACGAAUCUCAUUUUUAUCUAGCUCUUCAACAAUGGCGACAACUCAAUCUCUCUCCAGCGUUUGUUCAGUUUGCGCACAAGGUUGACUCACUCUCAAUAUCUAUGCCCAUCCUCUUGCAUAAUUGGAAGGAGAUUGUUGAUCUGUGGAAAGGUGCUUUGGAUGCAUCAGACCAUGAAGCUUUGAAAGCUCUACUCGACCUCCUGAAUAAGCUAGCCCACGAUCUACGAACCACUCUUGCUCCGUCAUAUGCUGAUUUGCUGGAGGUCCUCUUGCGGCUUCUGCCACAACCUAUACCAGCACCAUCUCUUACAGCUCUCUUGGCGACACUGUCAGGACUAUUCAGGUAUCUUCUCGUACCGUCAAUCAAUCUCGAUCUUUUGGACCAGACGUGGUCUUCUUUUCGCGCGGUACUUCCAUCCUGCAAUUCUGACGUUCAACGCGCCGCCGCGGAGGUAUGGGGUUCCGUGCUCCGUCGGCUUAAGAGUGUUGCGAGGGAGAGAGCUGUGAUUUUGAUGGCAAAGAAUUUGGAAGGUGUCGAGGAUGCCAGCGCGUGGAUGAUGAUCUUUGCGUGCAAAUCUGUUUCCCAAACCUUGCACACCAGUGCAGGAUCAUCGAUGGCUUCUCUCAUUGACUGCCACCUAACAAGUGAUCGCCCCGAAUUGUCGUAUACGCUACUGCGGCGUGUGCUGACCGCCUUGAUUCACCACUGUAAUGGCUCGGAACACUUUUCGGUCAUCGCGAGCCUCAUCGUUGAUCGCUUCUGUGCUGUGUCGCAGGCUGAGGGCGUCAAUCACCAACAUCUUCAACGUGCCAUGCAAAUUACGUCUGUGCUCUGUGCAGUUCGUCAAGGAUCGCGAUUGUCAUCAUCCCAUCUAACACAGCUUGCAUCAAGCCUGGCAUCGCUGCCAUGUGACCUGCCUCUGCAUUCUGAGCUUUUGAUCUUUGCAACUUCACUUCUCACUGCCGGUGACAUGUCGAUGUCCGCAGGGACAGGUCGUGCGUUUGUCGCCCGGGCUCUAAGUGUCCCUUCUUUCGGCUUGAUGCUCUGCGGUGUCCUCGCAGAGCUAGGAUGGGGUGGCUGGAAGCUUGUUGGACUACCCGCUCUUCUCAAAGCAACCCCUAGUCUCCUUCAGGCGGAGCCCUCCCUCACGUUGCGUCUUCUUGCAUCUCUGCAACAUUCCGGGAAGCUGGGCGAGGUCGAUAUUGUCUGGAAGCGAAACGUCGAUACCUGGAUACAAAACCGCUUAUCUAGCUGGGAAAUUAGUGACGAUUCGGUGGAUGACUUAUACAACAUAAUGAGUCUCUCCGUAUUCGUCGACUCGUUGGCGCCCUCAUUGGUGCCCAUCAUUACACGCUCACUGAACAUGUCGACACCUGAGGCGAACUGGCAAACAUCGCAUGCCAAUGCGGCCUGGGUCAUCGGAACAUGCAUGCAAGCUUUGUCUCGAUGCAAGUCCGCAUCCUGGGAAACACAAGUGGAUUUGCCCGCCUGGACGACAGAGAUCGUGGAACACUGGUCGUGGUCCGACAAAGUAUUGAUGGGCCUAGUCGCGCUUCUCGAAACAUGCCCUUCUACAUCUCAGUCUCUUCCAAUCGCCCAAUUAUAUUCCCGUCUGCAAUCACGGUUGCUUUCCCCUUCUCGAUCACUGCGUUCAAAUGUGUUGGGACUGUUGACAUCGAAGAUGGUCAAAUCUUCUCCCGCUGAACACGAGGCGUUGAAGCGCUGUCUGCAGGGCGACGAAGUGUCCCUUGACAUGCAUGGCGUACGCGAGCGCGUUCUCCGAAUAGGCAGAUUAUACCAGGUCGUGAGAGAUGAUGAUUCACUUUCCGCUGAUAUCUGCGUUCGGUGGCUUGUUUCUCAACUGAAGGUCAACUUACGACCGAUCUGGUCCCCAGCGUCGGAAGCUCUCUCUUCUUUGGCCCAGAAGUUUGGUGACAUUGUCUGGAAUAUCGUAUUCUCCGAGCUACAACAACCCCAGGGAGCCAAUGAGACCCCUGAUUGGCUGACUGCUACCAAGGAUGAUGAGAAUGACAUGGAUCCUUGGGAAGAAGAGCGAUCUUGGAGAGACCCCACCGCACAUCGGCUUCGAGGCGCCGCUGUAAAUUGGAUAGAUAAACAUCACCACCGCAAGAUCAUUAUUUCGGAACAAAAACCGUCUGAUCGGUUCGAUCCCGUCACAUUUGAAGCUCAACUUCUCCUCACUCUCGGACAAUGCACAUCUUUGGCGGAAAAACAUAACCGCGAGUUAGUGACAUACUUCCUUUCCAUUGCAGGUCCGAAUGCACCAUCACGAUUACCGAAAUACAAGCUUCAGGCGUGGUUGACGCUGUUCAGCAAGUUUAGCAAUCCCAAGGCUCUGCACUCCACAGAUACGCUACGAGAACUGUACCGCUCUCACCUCUCCUAUCCCGAUCGGGAAUUGCAAACGGUAUCUUUAUCAUGUUUGCUCGCGUAUAAGUCGCCCCACCUCCAACAUCACGAGGAGAAACUGCGUCUACUCCUGGACGAAACUAAAUGGAGAGACGAGUUGACGUCUUUGCAUAUGUCAUCGAUAGAGAUCAAGGAUCGACCUCAAGUGGUGGACGUCAUCAUUCGUCUGCUAUAUGGACUUACGUUGGAAAAGAAGGGUCGCUCUAAAAGCGGUGAUCGCCGGGCUGCUGUGCUGACAGCAUUGGCAGGAUGCACGGACGAGGAGCUCUAUCUUCUAGUGGAUCUUAUGUUGAAACCAAUGCAGUCUGAUAGCCAUGCUCGCCAGGAUGACCUCUUCUCGCUGCGCGUUAUCUCCUCAGACGUCCCGUUGAAGCAGCAGUCUGGUUACCUGAAUUUGUUGGGUGACGUGUUGAAGAACCUCGGGUCGAGGUUAACCACGUACUGGCCGGCUUUACUCGGGACCACACUCGACCUGGUUGCCAAUGCUCAGAAGCAUUUGUCCGAUGUGACGACAGGCGAUGUAGUUGAGCAGGUGGACAACGAAGCGGACGAAGAGGAGAGCGAGUCCGGAGAGGUAUUCAAUUCCCGAGUUUUGCGUUCUCUGAGGCAACAAGGCCUCAAGCGGCUUGCCGAUUUCUUUCGCUGCCCCGUCGAAUUCGACUUCACGUCCUAUCUCUCUGCAUCAUUUCCCGCUAUUGUGUCACCGCGUCUGAAGUUAUUGGAUCAAGAAAAUACUCAAGCCCCUUCCGCACUCCUGGAAUUAUUCUUUGUCUGGACCAGUCAGGCUGAAUAUUCGGUCCACCUUGUACAACACGACUCUCGUGUGCUGCCUAAGGUUCUCGACUGCCUUGUGGCGGCUAACGUCAAGCCAGCAGUGAUCAGCAGAGUAUUCGAUAUCGUGGAGCGCCUGCUGUCGUAUUCUGCGGAUGACAGUAAAUUCUUAGAUCUGCUCGUUCAGCCCCAUAUAUCGCAGUUGCUCAAGAACCUCACAACGUUGGUCGGACGCACGAAGGCCGAUACAGCGCUUUCAAGUCCAAUCACUCAGCGCCAAAUCAGCAUACUUUCGGAGGUUGCUCGUUACGCCGGAGAUUCUACGCAGGCCUUAACUCUCCUCGGCCUUCUCUCCCCUUUACUGCGCAAGUCCAGCAGAAUCAUAUCUGAGAAAGUCAAAGUCAAACUUCUCAGCACCCUUGGACAUAUAUUCCCUCUGCUAACUGAGCUGUCAAAUACCUCCUCCGUCGAAUUCUCUAAGGCAUACGAGCUUCUUUCGCAGCUUUUUAUGUCGCUUCGCUUCACCGCUUCUCGACUCGCCCUCACUUCAGCUUUCAAUCAGCUCUCGGUGAUUAAUCCGAGCAUCCAAGAGCUUGCAAGCCUGCUUGAAUCACUCAACGCCUGCUCGCCGAAACGAAUUGAUCAACCUGACUUUAAUCGUCGGUUGACUGCGUUCAUGCUGAUCAACGAGCAAAAGUACGCUAUGCUAUCAUGCCGUGAAUGGCUUCCUGUCCUUUCGAAUGCACUUUAUUUUGUGCAGGACGCCGACGAACUGGCCAUCCGCAAUAACGCCGCUUUCACAAUCAGACGCUUCAUUGACCUUACAUGCGACCCAUCCAAUCUAGAAUUCGAAGCGCUUCUCAUGCGAACUGCCCUUCCGGCAUUGAAAAACGCCUUGAAGUCCAAGAAUGAGCUUAUCCGUGCGGAGGCUCUCGGUGUUAUCUCGUAUGCUGUGUCCAAAUGCGACAGAAUCUCUUCCCUGCAGGAGAUGUGUCCCCUCCUUGCUGGCGGUGACGAGGAAGCUAGUUUCUUCAGCAAUAUCCAUCACAUACAGAUUCAUCGUCGCACAAGAGCUUUGAGACGCCUUGCCGAGUACUGUGACGAGGGGGUCAUGCGCAGCAGAACCUUGGUUGAAGUCUUCCUUCCGCUCGUUGAGCAUUACAUUGUCCCAACGGCCUCGCUCGAUCAUCUUCUCGUCUCAGAAGCGAUCAACACGACUGGGCGCAUUGCGAAACACCUUGGGUGGAGUGCAUACUCGGCCCUUGUGUACAAGUACAUCCGGUCGUCAAAAGAAAAGACUGAAGGCGUCCGGGUUUACGUUCGUGCUUUGGUUGCGAUCCUUGAAAACUUCCACUUCUCCGUCGAAGAAGCUGUGCAACACGUCGAUACGUCCGCAGAUGACAUUGCUAACAGCGAUCACGAGGGAUUGGUAGAUGAAUCGCUGCCCAUUCCUUCAGCUGAUAGUCAGGACAAAAAAAUCGCUGACGCUGUUCACACCCGCCUUCUGCCUUCGCUUUUGGCUUACCUCUCUAAUCGCGACGAGACGGAGGACACCCUUCGCAUCCCGAUAUCGAUGGGUAUUGCCAAGGUCGCCUUGCAUUUACCCUCUGCCUCCCGAGAUCUGCAAGUAGGUAGGCUCUUGACAGCCCUCAGUCAAAUAUUGCGUAGCAAGUCGCAAGAUACUCGCGACCUCGUGCGAGAUACGAUUUGCAGAAUAGCUGUCGCGCUGGGUUCCCCUUACUUGCCUGUCCUGUUGCGGGAGCUCCGCGCAGCACUCCUGCGUGGACCGCAACUACACGUUCUAGCGUUUGUAUUCCACGCAGUGCUCACCCACGUCACGUCUGCGCAAGACAGCAAUGGCCCUGUGAUUCAAGAUUUGGAUCACUGUGUCGCCGAUAUUGCUCAUGUCUCCGCCGAAGUGAUUUUUGGAGAGUCGGGGAAGGAUGUACAGCAUGAAGACUUCCGGACGAAAAUGCGUGAAGUACGCAGCAGCUCUUCCAAGGGACUCGAUUGCUUCGGGUUGACAGCUCGGCACGUUUCGCCCAAACGCAUUAGUGCGCUCCUCCUGCCGCUGCGCUCUAUCAUCGCAGAAACGGGUUCUUUGAAGACACUCCAGCAGGUUGACGAAGUUCUCAGACGUAUUGCCAGCGGACUCAAUAGCAAUGCAAGGCUCACACCUGCUGAAUUAUUGGUUCUGUGCCACACCCUGAUCAGUCAGAAUGCCAAGUUCUUACAGGAAGCUCCGAAGCCCAAAGCGACCAAGUCUAGUAAAAAAGCUGAUGCUAUCGUCCAGCGGCAACGCCAAAUAGUCACGGAUACCGACCAUUAUACAAAUAAUUCCUUCCGUUUCGUCGUCUUCGGUUUGGAGCUCUUCAAUACCGCAUUCCGACGCUCUCGAUUUGACUUUAAGGACAAACAAAUUAUCAGUCGCUUGGAUCCGCUUGUAAAGCUCAUCGGAAAUGCUCUUUAUUCAUCCUCGGAACCAGUCCUUAUUGCUUCUUUCAAGGCUUCGGCCAGCAUCCUGCAAUGUCCACUCAAGUCAGUCUCGUCGUCUGCACCAGUUAUUGCCCGCCAAAUACUCGCGGUUGUCCGUUCUACUGGUAGCGGGGAGUCCGAAGUUGCUCAGGCUGGUCUCAAGGCUCUGGCAAGUAUACUACGAGAGUGUGAAGCCGCUCAGGUCAAAGAGAAAGAUCUGCUCUUCCUGAUUGAAUUUGUUUCACCAUAUCUGGAGGAUCCCGACAGGCAGGGCACCGUUUUUGCGUUACUGAGAGCUAUUGUGGCACGACGGCUGAUUGUACCUGAGCUUUACGACGUUAUGGCUGACGUCUCCGCUAUCUUGGUCACAUCACAAGCGGCACAGACCCGCGAGUCUGCCCGGUCUCUUCUCCUUCAAUUUCUCCUCGACUAUCCGCAAGGCUCUGGAAGACUGCAGACCACACUCGGCUUCUUUGCUCGAAAUCUUUCGUAUGAACAUGCAUCAGGACGUUCAAGUGUUCUCGAGCUCUUAGGCGCGCUCGUGAACAAAUUCGACUCUGUGUUGCUGGCAAAGCACGCGGAGAUGAUCUUCAUUGCCCUUGUACUCUGUCUUGCUAACGAUGAGGACAAGUCUUGCAGAGAAGCUUCUGCAUCGGUCCUUCAAAGCUUGGUCAAAAGGUUGGGAGAGGACGAGAGAAAAAUAUUUGUUGGCCAUCUGCAUGCGUGGGCCAGUCAAGAAGGACAGGGAAAACUUAGGGCAGUUGCAGUGCAAGUAUACGGGCUCAUCAUCGACGCUUUGCAACGAGAAGCUUCCCCGCAUGCCGCUGCCCUGUUCGCCGAUGUUCAACAGAUCUUGGACGAUAGUAUUCGAACGCUGACCCUGUCAGAUGGCGAUGGAGAAGACAUGGAUGUUGAUGUGGAAUGGCAACCACCGUACCAGGCAAUGCUCGCUGUCUCGAAGCUCCUGCAGACCUUGCCUGAGCAUACGCUGGAUGCGGUGAAAAGCACCCAGGACAAACUCGUCCCAUAUCUCCUCUUUCCGCACGCUUGGGUGCGCUCAGCAGCUUGUCGGUUGUUGGGCGUGUUCUUCGCAUUUUAUGGCCCCACCCCCACUCUCGAGAGUUCGCAUCUUACCCUCCAGCUGAUGAAAGAUAUCGCAGAGAAGCUAUGCUCACAGCUGAAGAGCCCCCAUCUCGACGCACCACUUGGUCUACAGAUUGUGAAGAACCUAUUCUUCGUCGGAAAAUUGUUCUGUACUGUCCCGUCUUCCUCGCCCUUCGGGAGUAACACCAACAACACAACCGAAGGAGCUGAGGGGGACUCGGAUGGCAAUGAGAGCGAUGAUUCUGCAGAACAACCUUCGCGAAUGAGCCGAGGAAAACGCUCUCAGGAUCCUCUACCUUGGCUCUUCUCCAAGCUAUCGUAUCAAGCUCGCUCAUGCCACAUCGCACGGCGGAAUCGUGGCAAUACCUCUAAUCAACCAACCUGGUCGCUCGCUCCUUUGUCUAUUCUGCGUUUCUUCGCUGCUAUGGCGUCUCACAUGGAGAGCAGUCAACUCGAGCGGUUCUUGCCACACAUACUUACACCCGUCUAUCGAAUCACGGAGGACGAUACAAUUCGGGAUGCCGGAAUGGAGGAGCUGAAAGUUACGGCCACCGAGCUUCUCGACUUGCUUCAGAACAAAGUUGGCACGACGACUUUUGCCAAUACGUACAACCGCAUCAGGCAGGGCGCAUCCAACAUUCAACAAGAAAGACGAGUGGCGCGGGCCACGAAGGCGACUACCAACCCAGAAGCUACCGCCAAACGCAAAUUAGCUCGAAAUGUGGGCAAGAAGGAGAGCCGGAAGAGAAAGAACCGUGCCUUUGCUGACAGUAGAGGGAGGCUAAAGAGACAAAAAGAGGGAGAGUAGCAUCGACGCUUCGUUCAUCCGGGUGGUCUUUAACUUAUCAUAAGUUCCUUACAUUGUUGCAAAUAACACUCGAUUGAGUUGCUUUUUCUUUCUUUCUGCCUGUUUGUGGAAGCCA